Molecule: messenger RNA, 1556 nt
Organism: Chiloscyllium plagiosum (whitespotted bambooshark)
Lineage: Eukaryota; Metazoa; Chordata; Chondrichthyes; Orectolobiformes; Hemiscylliidae
Source: RefSeq, a predicted model, not a curated record
GGAUCGGUCUAGGAGUGAUGACAUGGUCACCAUUGGCAUGUGGCUUAAUCACUGGAAAAUAUGAAGAUGCCAUUCCAGAAAAUUCCAGGGCAUCAUUGCCGGGUUAUGAGUGGCUGAAGGCAAGAAUAACGAGUGAGGAAGGCCAGCUACAGCAAGCCAAGGUGACGGCCCUGCAGCCAAUCGCCGAGAAGAUCUCCUGCACCCUCACCCAGCUGGCGAUUGCCUGGUGCCUGCGCAACGAGACAGUCAGUUCCGUCCUACUCGGAGUAUCAGACGCUGGGCAACUACGUGAAAACCUAGCUGCUAUUCAGAUCCUUCCUCAGCUGACUCCACAGAUUCUCAGCGAUAUCGAGGUCAUCUUGACCAAUAAACCCAGCGUCAGAAGCGAAUUCAAGGCCUAGAGACUGAAAACGUGAAUUUCGGCAGCUCGCUUCAUCUUCUGUGAGCUUCUGCUCCGACCUCUCCCUCUUUUCUGGUUGACUUUCUGGGCCAUGUGGUAGCCCCAAAACAUCCAAUGACCCCCAAUGCCCAGUGUCCACUCCUGUCACUUGGCUGCACCUCUGAUGCCCCCCACAGGUGAAUAGUUUGCCCAUCGCUGAGUGCCAGGGAUGCAACAGAAGCAAGGGUGCUUCCUCAGAGUCCUUACCAUGUUGAGGAUUGCGUGCUUAGGCUGCAGGACAGCUGGGAGAAAUACAGGAGCACAUUUGGGAACCGUAGCUUGGAAAAAGGUCAUUGAAACAUAAUUGGAGGGUCAACAUCAAACAAUCUUGGUGUACAAGUCUCAUUCUGCUCUCUGAUCCUUCAGUGGCCCAGAACCCUCCCUAUCUCUGUAACCCCCUCCAGCCCCUACACCCCCUCCCUAUCUCUGUACCUCCCUUCUCUUGCACUAUCUGGGUGAAGGCAUUUCUAUUGAAGUCCUGACUGGAUUUAUUAGGGACAGUCUGAGAUGGGUAGUCAUGGUCUCCUCCCACAAAUGGGACACCCACCUUAUUGAAACCCCUUCAAAGACCACGAUCAGCUCCCACUGCCCUCAGCGUCCUGGCAAGCUGGUACUGCAGAAACAUUGAGUCUCUCCUGGGGUAGUUACCUCCCUCUCAAUCCCCCCAACCUAGUGACUGGCCUUUCUACCUCUCCCUUGUGUGUUGUGUCCUUUAAAGCAGGUGGGAAUUGCAGUACACAGUGCUCUGAGCGUGAUCUACACAUUUCGUCAACUUGACUAUCGUCCCCCUGCACUUCAGUUGUGACCAGCCAGCUAUGGUCAGCUUUAGCAUCAGCACAAGUCAGGCUUUUACUGAUUGAUAAUUAGCGACAGAAAUACUUACACUGACAAAUGGCUGACUGUUGGUGCUGAGAUUUCUGGGUAGUUUUUCCCUUUGGUGGCAGAGUUGGGAACCACAUGAAUGCAGAAAUAGCAAUACGGACCCGCGGGUGCGGUGGGGAGGGGGUUGUGCACGAGGAGAAUGUGCUUUUGACCCAUCGUGUUGGCAUGAUCCAGAAUGGUAAGGUCCUGGGGAGUGUCGCUGAACAAAGAGACCUUGGAGUGCAGCUUCAUAGCU